AUGAGGAACUUGACGCCGCCGUGGACGAUGCUGCGCUUGUCUCUCCUUCUUCUCGUGCUGCCAGUACUAGUAGUAGUAGCUACUACAACGACAACGACAACGACAACUACCAGUAGUUUAUCGGAUGAUGAUUUUCACAAUUGGCUUUCCGUCCAUUCGAAAUCGUAUUCCAACAAUACUAGUAAUUUGGACGAAUGGAAGCAUCGAUUUUCCAUUUUUCAAGAAAAUGCUCGUUUGGUGCAACGCCACAAUGACGCCUUUGCGAAGGGAGAGACCAGUUUCACAAUGACCAUCGACGGGCCCUUUGCCGAUUUGACAGAUCAGGAAUUUACACAGCUGUAUCUCAUGGACUCGCAGGAUUGUUCUGCCACUCAUAGGUCCUCGGGAAAGCUGCACACUGCUAGUAUAGAUAGUACUAUAGAUAGUGGUCCGUACGACAUUGACUGGAGGACCAAGGGCAUUCUGACGGCUGUCAAGAACCAGGGAGCUUGUGGAUCUUGUUGGACUUUCUCCACUACUGGCUGCCUAGAAGCUCACACUUGCUUGGCUCAAAACAGAGAUUGCACGCAUUGGCUAGGAUUGGCAGAACAGCAAUUGGUAGAUUGUGCACAAGACUUUAACAAUCACGGAUGCAAUGGAGGAUUGCCCAGUCAAGCAUACGAAUACAUCAAGUACAAUGGAGGAAUUGAUCUAGAAACUAGCUACCUAUACGUGGCAAACAAGACGGACGGGACAUGCAAAGCCAAAGACUUUACCAUUGGAGCUCAAGUUGCUGGAGUCUACAACAUUACAUCAAGAGAUGAAGAUGAUCUCAUGCACGCCAUUGCCACUCUGGGCCCGGUAUCGAUUGCCUACCAGGUUUCUCCCGACUUUCGGCUCUACCAACACGGUGUCUACGACAGUUACAAUGCCACCACCAAAAAAAUAAUGUGCAAAUCCGAUAAUCAUCAUGUCAAUCAUGCCGUUGUGGCCGUAGGUAUGGGACAAACGGCAAAAACAAAAGAUCUACCCGUCACGCCAUUUUAUAUUGUUCGAAAUAGUUGGGGAACCAGUUGGGGCAUGGAAGGACACUUUUGGAUGAAACGCGGUGAGAAUCUUUGCGGAGUCAGUGAUUGUGCUUCCUUUCCCUUGGUGCCAAAGACAAAGCAAAAGGACGGACAGGAUGCAGCGGGUGGAACCAGUGCGGAAACUACCACCAAAAUAAUUACAACAACCCACAAUGCGGCGCUUCUCCGUGGCAGUUCGGAAUGA
This is a messenger RNA of Seminavis robusta, 1251 nucleotides long. Lineage: Eukaryota; Bacillariophyta; Bacillariophyceae; Naviculales; Naviculaceae. The record is from the annotation of a GenBank genome assembly.